AACGGGCGCGUGAAUACAAACGGGCGCGAAUACAAGCGUGUAUAUAAUAUAAGUAAAAAUACCAUUAAAUUUUUUAGAAGUUCAAAAAAUCACAGCAAAAUUUGAUAUUUUCUAUAUUCGGUACGUGGGUAAACGAAAUUUGUGUAAUGGGUCGGUCCAGUUCCAAGCUGCUGGAAACACCCAACAACCCUUUGCAGGAGUUGCAAUUUGAGGAGCGUAAGCGGGAGCAGCGUAAACGCAAGCAAGAAAAGCAACAAAAACAAAUUGCCAAAUUACAAAAGAAACAAGCGAAGAAGACAAAACGUAAAAGUAAACUAGGCCAGGAUGCCGAAAAGCAGACCUCGAUUACCACGAAACUCGCCAGUGGCGUUACAAAGCGCACAAACAGUCUGAAUUCGCAGAGCACAAGCUAUGAAAUCAAUAAGGAGGAGUUCAAUCGACAAAUUGAACAGCAAAUACAAAAUCAUUUGGAUAGUGAUCUCUGUACGUUCGUUAUGAAUCAAGUGUCGCUGACGUUGCAGUUUUUCGGAAACUAUGAAAAUGAAUUGGCAAAUAUUUCUGAGGAAUUGCUAGCAAAAGAGAAUGAAUUGAAUCAGAAUCUCGAGGAGCAUUCCAUACUCUUAUCGACGCCAUUGGAUGCUGCUGUCUCCAAGUGGUUGCAAUAUAAACCAAUCCACGGUCCAGAAAAACACAAUCCACAACCACUUCAACCGCUGGCCAUGUAUGUGAUAUUCGAGAACAUCGAUAUAGCGCGUCCGAAUGAUGCGAAUUACGAUUCGAUAUCACCACUUUGCAAAGUCGACUUGGACACGGAUUUCUAUAACACAACACCCUGUAAAGAGGACUACAUGGAAAUGUUGCGCGAGACCAAAUGGAAGGGCUAUGUACGUCUGAAACUACGCGAAGAACCCAAAACUCAACGCAUCGGUGCCACCGAUGGCGAUGUGUAUACGGACGGCAGUUCGGGUUACAGCACGACCAGCGUAUAUAGUCUCAAAGCACCGAUCACAGCUAGCAGCAAUCGUGCGGAAUCUGAAUAUGACUACACCUACAUAGCACAUUUGAAUACACAUCAUCCGUUGGCCGAGCUAAAGAUGCACAGUCAACGGGGUAACUAUAAGUUGAAUGCCAAAGUCCUGCCGGACUCAUGUGUGUCCACACUGGCGCAGUUUGUUGAACCAUUGAAUGAUGUGGACACCGACGACGAUGAUGACGAUGAAGAUGAAACUGAGCCGGAGUCCGAUGAUGAAGAUAGCGCCGAUGAAGGUUACAAUGGUUUGCAAAGGCGGCGGUAUGAGAAGACACGCUAUCGAGAUGAGGAGACGGUGGAGGCCAUACGUUUGUACAAGUUGGAGCAGGAACGACGUCAGGUGCUGUUGCAGCAAUGCUUUCUCAACUCCAAAGAGUUUAUGCGUUACUUCGGUGAGUUGGUACGUCAACAGCUUGCCGAACGCUUACAAAUAUAUCCAGAGGAGUUGGAUGAGGGCACAUAUCGCGGUUCUUCGAUCUACACCAAAUACUUUGAACUCAUACCAGCCAUUUAUGUGGCGCAUAACGCACAGCACUGGCCCGAUUGCGCAUUUCAAUUUCGCAUACGCGAGCGUCCAAUCUCCACUAAUCCGCUAACUGGGCAACAGUUUCAAUGGCCAACGCGUUCGAUGAUCAGACGUAUCGAAACUUUUGGUUUUCAUGUCAUACCGAUUGGUUAUGCACCCAAACGACAACGAAAUCCAUUUCGCGAACUUGAAUGGCGCAUUGUCUUUCCGAAGGCCGAACGCUAUCUGGAGCAGCAUUUGACGAAUACACAGGUGAAGGUAUUCAUGAUGACCAAGGCUUUAGUGAAAACGUUUGUCGAACCACAAGAGAAGCAUAAGGCGCUCUCAUUUAUAAUGGAACACCUACGCAUGCACCUCUUUUGGGAGUGCGAGCGUAAUUUCACUGCUUGGCCAGAGGAGUAUCUCGGUGAGGUGCUGUUGCGUUUUAUCAGUACAUUCAUGCAGCGACUGCGCGAAAAGUGUUUGAAGGAUUUCUUUAUUGAAGAGCGUAAUCUUUUCGAGAGCAUACCUGAAUACUCGUUGGUCAUGUUAUUCUCUAUAUUGGCCGAUAUUGUUGCGAAUCCACUAAUGCAUCUAAUGGUGGCGCUUAAAAAUUUAGAUUUUGCCGAAGAUUUCUUCCCAAAAUUAAAUUUCAAAAGGAUAUUCGAAAACCUUUCCGAAAAUAAUAUGUUGAAAUUGAAAAUACAAGCUAAAAACUCGCGAAGUCUAGUCGGUUUAGAUGCGGUGGAAGAUGAACCGCUACUCAUGCCAGAUGAAGAUGCAAAGGGUUUGGUCGGCAUGAAACAGCACCGCGAUAAGACCAAAGGUAAAUUAAGACGGAAAACUCAUGUGAUGCGGCACAAUAUCGAAAUGAAGAAGAAACAAGAAUUAGAACGGCGACGUUUGUCGGAGGAGUCCAUAGACGUUGAGUUCUUCUUCCGACGCAAUCUCAAGAACUCCCAACUGAAGCAACUCAAUCAGGGUGUUGAAAACUUAAGACGCACAAAUAUACUCGAAAUAAUCAUCGAUCAUCUAAUAGCGAUGACCGAGAAAGCAAUGCAGUUUCGUGUUUUAUAUUUGGCGAAAACGUUCUUGGCACAAGCGCGACGACUCUGCAAAUUCUACAAUAACUAUGGUUGCGAUAUGGGCGCUAGAGAAUAUCUACACACUAUCGAUAGCAUAGAAGAGGAGAUUGCCGGUUUGCAGUUGAACGAAGAUUUCACGCAUUUACCGCCAACUUUGCCGAUACGCACAAGUGUAGAGGCUAGCAAUAAGUCUAAACUAACCAAAGAGGUUUUCGAUCAUUUGGAGAGUGUGCGUCGUACCGUGAAAGUGGACAUAGAAGUAACGCGCAGUGAAAGAGAAAAGUCUCCGAUAACUAAUAAUAGUAUUGCGAAAUUUGUGGAGGAGAGCGCUAGGCCGCCGUGCUCCUUUAAUGAAAAUCUCGAGUUUGUGGAUAACGUAACGCCUAAUUUAGGUCGACGUAAGUCUAUCAAAUUUACCGAACAUGUAGUCGAAGUGCAUGAAGGUGACACAAAUCCCAUACAAAAACCUGAAGGUCAAAGUUUGGUCGGUAUUUUGCGCUUCAAUCCGGACGUAACGGAAAUAUGUGAUACAGUUACAGUUGCACAGAGAGACGAGUCGAACGUCACUUAUGAGCGCUAUGACACAGUUGAUAACUGUAAUUUGAAAGAAGAUGUCGAAACUAUAGUGAGCGCUGAAGAAAUCAAUAAAUCUCAGGUGGAAGAGGAAAAUGAACCAACAACUGAUAGUCCGCUGCAUACUACAGUAAAGACACCUAGCGAUGAUAGAAUACUCGGUGGCUUAAGCAAAAAGGUCGGUAUGUUGCGUAAUUUACCGCUCGGUAAUUCGCAAGUUAUCAAAGAUAUUACAACGUCUACGGAGAAGCUAUUGGUUUCGGUGGCCUCAGAAGAAAAGCGUUCACAGCUAAAAGAUGUCAUCAGACGCAAAACAGUUCAGUUAAAAGGCGCAUUUAAUCAGAGCUCGGAGUCAUGACCUUGAUUUUUGGAUAUUUUCCAUGAAUUUUAUAUAUAAGUGUUAUUAUUAGUUUAAAAUUAAAGAAAAUUAUAAAAUAUAAAAUUGUUUCCCAAUUAGCUGCCCUCUUUAAGGUAACAGUAAAGUUCCCGUUCCUGCUUUUCUAUAGAGGUCCUACAGAGUUUUUCCGAUCAAGGAUUGUCAACUCGGCAGAAUUCUUGAAAAUUACUUGAAGGAGUGCUUUCAGUUCUUUCCACUACUACUACUUGAUUCCAAAUCUCAUUCCUCGUAGUUUUAACUGC
Molecule: messenger RNA, 3832 nt
Organism: Zeugodacus cucurbitae (melon fly)
Lineage: Eukaryota; Metazoa; Arthropoda; Insecta; Diptera; Tephritidae
Exons: 4
Coding region: 147-3551 (1134 amino acids)
Source: RefSeq, a predicted model, not a curated record